This is a messenger RNA of Rhineura floridana, 3164 nucleotides long. It is a transcript of the gene SCML4, whose product is annotated as Scm polycomb group protein like 4. NCBI's taxonomy places the organism in Eukaryota, Metazoa, Chordata, Lepidosauria, Squamata, Rhineuridae. Bases 163 to 1425 code for a protein of 420 amino acids. The record is from RefSeq and is a predicted model, not a curated record. Gene Ontology annotation, molecular function: protein binding. The transcript is spliced from 9 exons.
GAGCUGCUGGAGAUGUACGGUGUGCUAACGGACAGGGAAAAAAUGGCUUGUGGAAUGGUCUGCGUGCACGUGCUUCAAGUCCUCUACUCUUUGGGCCAAAAUAUCUGGUGUCUGUAAAGAAGCUGAUCCAUCAUUAAAACAUAACCAAUAGCUCCUUUACUUAUGAAUCAUUUACCAUCACUGCCUCCAAGGCUGGAUACUGUUGACAUGCAGUCUCCCAGAAUACCAGGCAGAAAAAGAGGAAGGCCCCCGCUCCAUUCAACUCCUAUGAAAAUGGCUGUUCAUAACCUUUAUUCGGCACCAGCUGGUUCUCUGCCAGUUGUGAAGAUUCCAAAGAAGCGAGGGAGGAAACCUGGAUAUAAGCUGAAAUCUCGUGUUCUAAUGACUCCUUUAGCAAUCUCUCCACCAAGAAGCACUCCAGAACCUGACAUUAGUUCAAUCCCACAGGAUGCAGCUACAAUCCCCAAUUCAGUGGCCCCACAAGCCCUCACAGUCUGCAUUUAUGUCAACAAGCAAGGAAAUGUGGGGCCAUACCUUGAACGAAAGAAAGUGCAGCAGCUUCCAGACCACUUUGGGCCUGAGCGGCCUUCCAUGGUGCUACAGCAGGCAGUUCAGGCAUGCAUUGAUUGCGCACACCAGCAAAAGACAGUCUUCUCACUAGUCAAGCAGGGCUAUGGAGGCGAAAUGGUGUCAGUUUCUGCUUCUUUUGAUGGGAAGCAGCAUCUCUUGAGCCUGCCAGUAGUGAACAGCAUUGGCUAUGUUCUGCGGUUCCUCAAAAAGCUUUGCCGUAGCUUACUGUGUGACAAUCUUUUCAGCAAUCAGCCUUUUCCACAGUACAACACUUCUGCAAACCCAGAAGAAUAUGAAAAUGGACGGAUGGAAUCAGAAACGGUCAUACCUGAAGACUACCUGGUUGAUCCAGUAACCACAAAGCAUUACAGUGUAGAUCCCUCUGAUUCUGCCUUUAAUUGUAUGGGAUCUGUCUACUCUAUGAGGCAGAGUUCUGGAGAUGGACGUCAUGGUGGAGGAUCCUCUUCCUCUUGUAGUCAUCGCUCUGGCCAGAUGGCCUCUGGAGGACCACCAACUACUGGUUUGAGGCAUCAGACAUCAAGCCCAACUCGAAAUGGAACCUACAUGGAAGGAAACAGAAGUGCCUCAAGUCCUUCACCAGAAAGACAGGAUGCAGCUCGGCCCAUAAGCAAGAAUCCUUUGACCUGGACCGUUGAUGAUGUGGUUUGGUUUGUAAAGGAUGCCGACCCACAUGCUUUGGGACCCCACGUGGAGCUCUUCAGAAAACAUGAGAUCGACGGCAAUGCUUUGUUGCUACUGAAAAGCGACAUGAUCAUGAAAUAUUUGGGCCUGAAGUUGGGACCGGCACUGAAACUCUGUUAUCACAUCGAUAAACUGAAGCAAACCAAGUUCUGACAUUUUCUAAAGACACCAAACAAUCCCAAUGUAACUCAAGAAGCUGGAUGAAAGGUCUGCUACUGCUGUCUGAUGGGGAAAUCCGUCCCAUGUCUUACUUGCACAAUCUGGAAAACUUGAAUUCUUUCAGUGGAAAUAAGAAAUUGGGAUUUCUGCAUGUUCAAGUACCUCAUCUUUUCCACUAGAGGGACUGGUGCUAAUGAACUCCAGUCUUCAGCUAUGAUAGCGGCAUUGUUGCUUUCUCAAGAGCAACUUCCCUUUGAGCUAUAUCUCACCUUCAGUCAAACAUGAAAUUGCAGCUCCAACUCUAAUCAAGCUAUCCUGAGUCACACAGAUGGUGCAAUUUCACACUUGAGAUCCAGAAAACAUUCCUGGGUUGAUGCCAUAACAACAAAUAACAAGCCCUGCUUCCAGGACUUGAGGGCAAAGAGCAGAUAAGUGAACAAGUAUCUUGACUAGCCUUUCUUUCUUUCUUUCUUUCUUUCUUUCUUUCUUUCUUUCUUUCUUUCUUUCUUUCUUUCUUUCUUUCUUUCUUUCUUUCUUUCUCCAAGCCAGUUUGACAGAUACUUUGUAAUGCAUGGGGUGGGGAUGGGAAAGCAGAAUGCUCUAGGAAGGAAAUUUCAAAAAUAAAUGCUCUAUUGUAGAGUCGCAAUGGCAUUAAAUCUAGAAGAAACAUAGGCUUUUGCUAGGUUUAUCUUGCAACUGAAGCUGCACUUGCACAAAAAUCCAGUUAACCUUUCAAUAGAUGUUAUCAAAUAAAACUGAAAUGCAUAACCUCCACCAAUCCAUAUAACAAAAGCAUGAUUCCCUGCAUCUUAUAAAGCCAUGGUUGAAGGACAAAUCUUUAAGAGAUAUCUUGGGGGGAGAUGUAUAUGAUCUUGUUUUUUCCUUUUUUAAAUUUUGUAUCCAAGUAACUUUCAUAAGAAACUGGUGUUUUUUGUCAUAUUCUGAAGAAUGUAUUCCUAAACUUUACACUGUACCUUUCCAUUGUAAAUUAAUGUGUAAAUGUCUUGGAGAACAUGCAAACUGUUGGUGUACAGUAGUAGAAUGAACUUCACAUGCAUAUUCAUUCAAGGUCUUAUCCUGAUUAUGUAUUUUAAACGUGAGAAGCUUUACACCUCUAUGCUGCAAUUCAUAGAUCCUCAUGGAUCUGCAUAACUUCUGCUGCUGAACAGAUGAUCUGCAGGAGAAAGACAGAAAGUGUUUGGAAGGUGCUACAAGCAAAACGUCAGGGUGAGGGAGCAUCCACAGAUACUUCUGUGUGCGGAUCCAUGACCUGGGGCCCUAUGAGGGUUGCAUGUGCUCUGCACAUCCUAUAUGUGGAAAGGAGAAUUGCCAUGCAGAAACUUCUUAUCAUGUUCUGAUCAUCUGCUCAUGGGCCAUAUGCCAUUGGAUCCAGUACUAGGGCUAAAGUUAUUAUAGGAAGUGAAAACACAUUUGCCAGGUUAAGUACUCAAAUGUCUGGUCAAUUUAACUGAAGUGCAUGUGUGUAUGAAGUUAUCAGAAUACCAAAUGACUGAAAAAUAACUAAAGCAGUAGUACUUAAGGUAAUGGGCAAUUUUGUUUCAACUGAAAAGAGGUUGUAUCCACAUGAACAGGAUAUUUGUACAGUUGUGCAGAGUUGUUGAUUUUAAAGAGCUGAAUUAUUUAUUGUAAAACCAACGUGUUCUGUAUCUUGUCUUUUUAAGUCUGGGUGUAUAUAUUGAGUUUAAUACAGCUGUGAUACUGAACUUUGAAAA